AUGUUGGAGUUGAAGUUUGUGGUAAAUGUUCUUGGACGAUAUUUGUUUGAUCCUGAGCGUGAUCAUUGGGUUGCUGCAAAGAAAGUUUUGACAUAUUUACAAAGAACCAAGAAUUUUAUGCUUGUUUAUAAGAAAGUUAAGAAUCUUCGAGUUGUUGGUUAUUCAGAUUCUGAUUUUGGUGGUUAUGUGGAUGAUUUAAAGUCAAAUUCUGGAUAUAUUUUCACUUUGGCUGGCGCAGCUAUUUCUUGGAAAAGUGUAAAACAGACUUUGAUUAAUUUAUCUACUAUGUAUGCUGAGUUUGUAGCUUGUUAUGGGGCAUCCUUGAAAGCUGUGUGA
Messenger RNA from Humulus lupulus (European hop), 336 nucleotides. RefSeq names its product secreted RxLR effector protein 161-like. The record is from RefSeq and is a predicted model, not a curated record. NCBI's taxonomy places the organism in Eukaryota, Viridiplantae, Streptophyta, Magnoliopsida, Rosales, Cannabaceae. The transcript has a single exon. Bases 1 to 336 code for a protein of 111 amino acids.